GCUUGUCUCAAUUACCAUCUCUAACACCGGCAUAAACAAGCGACAACACAAGUGAAAUUGUUACCAAAAAUGUCGAACUUUGUGAAUUUGGACAUAUUUUCUAAUUACCAGAAGUAUAUUGAUAAUGAGCAGGAGCUCAGGGAGAACAUCCGCAUUGUGGUGCGCGAAAUCGAACAUUUGGCUAAGGAAGUACAGAUUAAAUUGCAGAUUAUUCACAGCGAUUUAAGCCAGAUUAGUGGCGCCUGUGGUUUGGCACGCAAACAAAUCGAAGCCUGCGCCGAAAAGUACCAGAAAUUGGCCAGCUUGGUGCCAGCAGGGCAGUACUACAGAUACUCCGAUCAUUGGACUUAUAUCACGCAGCGUUUGAUCUUUCUCAUUGCUUUGGUUAUUUACCUGGAGGCGGGAUUUUUGGUUACCCGCGAAACUGUGGCUGAAAUGUUGGGAUUGAAGACCAAUCAGUCCGAGGGCUUCCAUCUGGAUGUGGAGGACUACCUGCUGGGCAUCCUUCAGUUGGCCUCGGAACUCUCCCGAUUUGCCACCAAUUCUGUCACCAUGGGCGACUAUGAACGUCCCCUCAACAUCUCUCAUUUUAUUGGCGACCUAAACACGGGCUUCCGUCUAUUGAAUCUAAAGAACGAUGGUUUGAGGAAGCGCUUUGAUGCCUUAAAGUAUGAUGUCAAGAAGAUCGAAGAGGUAGUCUACGACGUCAGCAUUCGCGGCCUGUCCACUAAGGAAAAGGAUCAACAGGAGGAGCAGGCUGCUUCUGUUCCCGAAUAGUGGACUUUGUACUUAGACUAACAGACAGUUUACUUAAGACAUUAGUUAAGAUGAGAAGCAAAAGUUCCAUUUUAUAUUUGGUAAAUAUAUAUCUGAUUACGUGAACAGAA
Messenger RNA from Drosophila elegans, 887 nucleotides. It is a transcript of the gene trsn, whose product is annotated as translin. Gene Ontology annotation, biological process: RNA metabolic process. The record is from RefSeq and is a predicted model, not a curated record. The coding region runs from base 70 to 777 and encodes 235 amino acids. The transcript is spliced from 5 exons. Lineage: Eukaryota; Metazoa; Arthropoda; Insecta; Diptera; Drosophilidae. Gene Ontology annotation, cellular component: nucleus; cytoplasm. Gene Ontology annotation, molecular function: RNA binding; sequence-specific DNA binding; single-stranded DNA binding.